Metarhizium robertsii ARSEF 23 is the source of this 1716-nucleotide messenger RNA. Its product is annotated as MFS general substrate transporter. The record is from RefSeq and is a predicted model, not a curated record. The transcript is spliced from 8 exons. Lineage: Eukaryota; Fungi; Ascomycota; Sordariomycetes; Hypocreales; Clavicipitaceae. Gene Ontology annotation, molecular function: transmembrane transporter activity. Gene Ontology annotation, biological process: transmembrane transport. Bases 1 to 1716 code for a protein of 571 amino acids.
AUGGGGAAAGAGUCGUCAAGCCAGGCACAGGAACUCGCCGUGGUGGUAGGUGUGCCAGCAAGUCCAUCUGCCGAUGCGUCCGCAUCGUCUGAUAGCGACGGCGAAGUCGCCAAGGUACACCAGUUCAACGAGCAGACGAACUAUGUGCCCAAAAGAACAAUCAUUACAAUCUUUCUCGCCUGUGCCAGCGUUGACCUGUUAGCUUUGAUGGACCAAACCACCCUCGCCACAAGUUUAACGUCUACCGUGGGACAAUUGCUAUACGGCCGACUCUCCGACAUUUGGUCCCGCAAAGUAGUCCUGCUAACUGGGCUCGCCAUAUUCUUCAUCGGAUCUUUGGCAUCGUCUCUUGCUCAAUCCGUGCUACAACUGACCGUCUUCCGCGCUUUUACUGGCAUUGGAGGCGGUGGCUUGAUGACUGUCGCACAGCUCAUUGUCAGUGACGUCGUGCCUUUGCGAGAGAGAGGAAAGUACCAAGGAAUUCUGGUAAGGGACCUUGCGGCCAAACCUUCUCUUUGUUUCCAAGCUGAUGAAGGUGUCAAGGGUGCUGUUGUAGCCAUUGCAAACGGUAUUGGCCCCGUUAUCGGUGGUGCUCUUUCGUCCAAGUCCUCUGAAUCAUGGCGGUGGAUUUUCCGUCUCAAUCUUCCAUUGACUGCCCUAACGACGGGCUGUGUCAUCUUUUUCAUGCCGUUAAAGAAGGUCCAGGGAGAUUGGAAACUAAAAUUAAAGGCUGUCGAUUUCGGCGGAAUCUUCCUGGCAUUUGCCGGAAUGACCAUCUUUAUUCUGGGCAUGACUUGGGGAGGUCGCGAAUACUCGUGGAAUUCCGUACAGGUCAUCACCACCAUGGUGAUUGGUGUGGUUGUCUCGAUUGGCUUCGUUUUGUGGCAGUGGAAAGGACCAAAGUAUCCUCUUGUGCCUCUCCAUAUUUUCAAGUCCAAGAUCGUCAACGGCGCAUGCCUAACAAUGGCCAUCAACGGAUGGAACUUUGUCAUGCAAGUGUACUAUGUCCCGUCCUUCUACCAGCUCGUCUAUGGAUACUCUGCCACAAAGUCAGGAGCUCUUCUUCUUCCCAUCACCAUCAUUCAAACUAUCAGCAGCACUCUCUCCGGCUUGAUUGUACACUGGAUCGGCAGGUAUCGGGAAUGUAUUUUAUUUGGCUGGGUAUGCUGGGCCGUUGGCCUUGGUCUCAUGUCGACUUUGGACGAAACCACCGGACUUGGUAAACAGAUUGGUUACGCUUUACUGAUUGGUGUUGGAGUUGGCAACACACUACAGCCGGCAUUGAUUGCAACACAGGCUGGCGUUGAGCGGCGCGACAUGGCCAUCGUUACUUCAUUUCGCAAUUUCGUCCGAAACCUCGGGUCAACCCUUGGACUUGCAGUCUCUGGGACUGUAAUCAACAACAUUCUGGCUGGAGCAUUUUCAUCCCUUAACCUGGAUGCAAAGGCAGCCAAAGUCCUACUCAGCAACCCACAAGAAUAUCUCCGAGAAGUGUCUCCGGAAGAAGCCGACCGUGUCAGAGCUAUUCUUUUUCCGGCAUACAAACGCGGGUUCCGUAUUAUUUUCAUUGUCGGCGCAUCCUUGGCCGCAUUUGCAUUUGUCCUGGCAUUUUUCCUCAUGCCGCAGGUAGAGUUGAGUCGACCGGAUGACCAAAAGUUAAAGGAGGAGGCGCAAAAAGCUCACGAUGAGAAGAAGAAAAAGAAAGAGGCAGCUUAG